Molecule: messenger RNA, 849 nt
Organism: Epithele typhae
Lineage: Eukaryota; Fungi; Basidiomycota; Agaricomycetes; Polyporales; Epitheliaceae
Exons: 8
Coding region: 1-849 (282 amino acids)
Source: RefSeq, a predicted model, not a curated record
AUGGCCACCGUCGCUCUUUCUGUUGCCCUCCUUGCCGGCGCCGCCGCCGCGCAGUCCUCCACCGUCGGCUUCGCGCCCACGCCCCUCGUAGACCUCGUCUACCCUCGCCCCUCCGACGCCCCCUACCAAGUUUUCGACUUCAACGGCCAUGACAUCUACACCGCGAACCAGGACUCCCUCUGCCAGACCAUCGUCCAGAACUCCAUCAUGGACUUUUGUCUCUGGGCCCUGCCAAGGUCUCCCAGAUUGCCGAUGCCGAGGGGCAUGCAGAUCCUCUUCGAUGGCGACGCCUACAUGAUGACCGGCAACAUCGACCAGACCAAGCUCAACAUGGUCGACGGUGACUUCGGUGGCGAGCUCGACUCCGGAGGACAGGAUGGCCGUGGUAACCCCAUGGCGGUCUCUUCUUACCAGACCCGUCACUGGACCGAAUUCAUCGGCAGCAACCAAUUCUGCUUCAAGUGGUGCGCCGACAACGGCACCAACCCGGAUGGCAAGUGCCAGCACACUCUUGACCGCAUCGGUCUUUCCUUCAACUGCCCCAGCAAGUACACCAUGGGCGGUGGAACUCCGGACGGCCUCUUCGAAGUCUGCGACUCCGGAUCCUUCCCCAUUCCCGGUGUCUACACCGACUCCGCGGGCGCCACCCAUGCCGCGUCGAGCAACUGCCAGACGUUCACCUCCGCCGCGCUCUUCACUGACGCCGUCUCUGCAAGCUCGGGUGGCAGCUCUGGUGUUUCCGGCACCAGCACCGGCACUGCGACGGGGAGCAAGUCUACAGGCACCGCGAAGCCGACCUCGUCGACGAACGGCACGAGCUCCGCCAACAACUCGGCGCAGUUGCCGUGA